This is a messenger RNA of Vanrija pseudolonga, 2636 nucleotides long. It is a transcript of the gene DENND6B, whose product is annotated as Protein DENND6B. Gene Ontology annotation, cellular component: recycling endosome. The transcript has 6 exons. The coding region runs from base 138 to 2636 and encodes 832 amino acids. The record is from RefSeq and is a predicted model, not a curated record. Gene Ontology annotation, molecular function: guanyl-nucleotide exchange factor activity. Lineage: Eukaryota; Fungi; Basidiomycota; Tremellomycetes; Trichosporonales; Trichosporonaceae.
CUCACCUCCCGUCAGACUUCACCCUCUUUACUGCACACUCACCUUACAUGGCUACAUUGUCCCUCAUCAACAUUAUAGACAACUAGGCCACCGACGCCCUUGACCCCGCUCAGCCCGCCGCCCCCCUCGUCCAUGUCAUGACUGCUCCCACGGCCAACAACGGCCGUGGUAGCGCCAGCUACUACUCCACGACCAGUACCCACUCUCGAACAGGAAACGGUAACGGCCACAAGCUGUGGAAUGAUGACACCGACUUUGGAGAGGACACUGGCGACAUUUCGCUAUCUCUUGGCCCUCGCUCUGGCCUCGGAUUCCCCAUCGCAGCGGCAGACAGACUACCGCCCCGCCCGCGCGAUGUGAGCACGCCAGCCCCACAAAGGCUUCUCGGUAAGGGGCUGCUUGACCCACACGCCAGCGGCGUUCCACAACGGUCUGCCAGUGCAGCGCCGUCGACACCGCAACGCGGUGAAGCCAGCGGCGGUGUAGAGAGGCCGCUUUCUGCGAUGCAGAACGGCACACGGCAUCCGUCGUCAACAUCAACAACGUCAUCUGCCGAUCUUCCAUCCACCCCAACCAUCAGCAUCAAUACCCCGUCCUCACUGGCGUCCCGCAGACCCGGCGUCACCCGCUCGCGGAGUCUGAGCGUCAAAAUCCCGACCGUGGACCUCGCGUCGCGGGGAAACGACCCGGCGUCGGCGACAGUCACGAGCUCGGCGACGACGUCGGCAGGGCCGUUCGCCAAGAAACUCCUCGACCCGAACACGUCGUCGCCUCUUGUCGCAAGCCCACGACCCCCGCCCCUUGUUGAUGACGACUGCGCGCAGAAAAUGAGCCGAUGGGUCAAGGAGAUUGUCGUGUGCAACUUUGAUCUCGAGCGUGGGCCCGUGGUGGAGCGCCGCGCAGUCGGCCGGAGAUGGGGCACGGGCGAGAAGGAGAAUGUCGCCUUCUCGUCCUUCCCCGACACGUCACUCUUCACCGAGGGGAGUAUCCAGUUCUCGUUCAAGAUCAGACACCUGCCGCCUGAUCCGUCGUCCCUGGCCUUCCCCGAGCCGCCAUCGCCACUGCCUGAUCGCACCGACGAGCCAGUCCUCGGCAGAAGACCAGGCCAUGCGCGGGGGGUGAGCUUGUCGAGAGAGAAGGCGGCAGAGUACCGCAACUGGGACGAGCGGGGCCGCGAGUGGCUGUACGGCUUUGUGUGGUUCCACCAGCGGCGCGAUAGGGGCAUCGCUCGUGGAUUCAUGCAGAAAUCCGUCGUCAUCCUCACCCACCUCCCCUUCCCCCAGCUCUUCUCUGCCGUUCUCGGACGCGUAGCGCCAUCUUUCUUCCAGUACGGCUACUCAGCGCUCGAGGUUGCGUGCCACGCUAUCGCGAGCUGGCCCGACCCCGUGCCCGACGCGCAGCUCGAACUUCCUCUCCUCUCAGAAGUACUCACCGUCAAGCUCCCCGACUCAACGGACAACCCUCAGGUGGACAUUCGAGUCAACCGAAACGAGCCUGGACCGCUCCUGGCCUCGCUACCAUCGUCGUCGCCCUUGCGCACGCUCGCAUCUUUCCUCCCAUCUCUCUGGUCAAUAUGGGAAUGCCUGGUUCUCGCCGAGCCGGUGCUCGUCAUUGCCCCCGACCCGAGGACGUGCUCUGAGAUUGUGUGGUGGCUCCGGGAGAUUGUCCGCCCCAUCCCGCUGGCUGGAGACUUCCGUCCUUACCUCCACAUCCAUGACCACGACUUUUCGCUCCUGGUCAACGCAAGCAAGCCCCAGGCUGGUGUAGUUGUUGGCGUAACGAACCCAUUCUUCCGCAACGCCGCGUCGCACUGGCCCAACGUUAUCUCGGUCCCGAGUGACAGACCACGGCCCCAGGUUCCGGGAGGCCCCCGAACCGAGACUCCCGAGGGCUUCAUCUCGCGUCGCCAUCGCAGCGUGCAGAAGGACCGUGCGCUGCUUAAGCGACUGGAAGGUUUGGUUGCGGAGGGGAAGUUUGAUGAUCCGGAAGGCAACGAUGCUCUCCGGGCGCACUUCCGCCAGCUUACCGAGAAGAUGCUGGUACCCCUCAACCGGUACUUCCAGACGCUGGUGCCUCCUCGGACGCCGGUCCCAUCGUCGCCUCAGCCGGGUCGCAGCGCAGUGCCCCCUCCACCACCGGCACUCUCGCUAUCCACACUCAAGCCGUUCUCACUUCCGGCAUUCGUGAGCCACCUCAAGACGAAGGGCCCGAACCCGCUGUCCUUCAAAACAAAGGGUCUGAGUACCAAGUCGCGCGUCGAGUCCGACUUUUACUCGUCAUUCUGCAUGUCGCCGUGCUUUGCCAGCUGGCUGAGCGCAAGGGUCGAGAGCCUCGGCAUUGCUGUCGCGUCCAACCUCAAGGCGAUGGGUGUGGAAGGAGUGCCCAGUGCGAUUCCUCGGCGGCUGUCACCCGCCCCGAGCGACAUGGCGAGCACAUCGACGCGCUCGAGCCAGGAAGGGAGCGGGAAGAGCGGCCCGGCGUCUGCGCGGGCGUCUAUCCGCGUCAGCGCCGACAUACAGCGCCACGGCGGCGGCGGCGGCGGCGACGACGUCUUCGGCCCCGUGCUCGAGCAGCGGCGGCUGAGCGCGAGCCAAGGCGUCGCGGCGGGCGUGGCCAAGCUCAAGCUCGGGCGAUAG